Messenger RNA from Syngnathoides biaculeatus (alligator pipefish), 2943 nucleotides. RefSeq names its product deltaC (gene dlc). Gene Ontology annotation, molecular function: calcium ion binding. Gene Ontology annotation, cellular component: membrane. NCBI's taxonomy places the organism in Eukaryota, Metazoa, Chordata, Actinopteri, Syngnathiformes, Syngnathidae. The record is from RefSeq and is a predicted model, not a curated record. Gene Ontology annotation, biological process: multicellular organism development; Notch signaling pathway; cell communication. Bases 88 to 2106 code for a protein of 672 amino acids. The transcript has 10 exons.
CUUCCUUGCGCGACCGGACUUUUGGACUUUUUUUGAACUUUUUUUUUUUUUUUUUUUUUUGGAAAUUAAUAUUUUUUUGGGGGCCGGAUGUUCUUCGGAGGGGUCAUGCAGGCGCGCUACCUGCUGCUCGUCAUCCUGCUGCGCGCGACCACCACGGCGUCGUCGGGCGUGUUCGAGCUGAAGAUCGAGUCGUUGACUGGCACGAGCGCGCGCGCCUUCUGCGGGCCGUCGGGCGCGUGCCACCUCUUCUUCCGCGUGUGCCUCAAGCACGCGCAGGACGUCAUCGACCCCGAGCCGCCGUGCACGUACGGUGCCGCGCUCACCGAGAUCCUGCCCGCCGACCCGGUCCGGGUCGCCGGGAGCGCGCCGGUCCGGGUUCCCUUCCGUUUCAAGUGGCCGGGAACUUUCUCUCUGAUCCUGGAGGCCUGGUCCGCAGAGUCCCCCGAACUGAACUCCACAGAGAACCACAACAACCUGAUCAGUCGCCUGGCGACGCGGCGGCAACUGCGCGUGGGCGAGGAUUGGUCGCAGGACGUCCACUCGGGCGAGCGCGGCAGCGUGCGUUACUCGUACCGCGCCGUGUGCGACCAGCACUACCACGGCGACGCCUGCACCGACUACUGCCGCCCCCGAAACGACACCUUCGGGCACUUCAGCUGCCGGCGGGACGGGCGACGCCAGUGCCUGGACGGGUGGGCGGGCGACUACUGCACGCAGCCCAUCUGCGCCGCGGGCUGCAGCGCCGAGCACGGCUCCUGCGAGGCCCCCGGCGAGUGCGCCUGCCACCAGGGCUGGCGGGGCGACCUCUGCGACCAGUGCGCGCGACACCCCGGUUGUGUGCACGGAACCUGCCGCCAGCCGUGGCAGUGCGACUGCGAGGAAGGUUGGGGUGGACUCUACUGCGACCAGGACCUUAACUACUGCACCAACCACAAGCCGUGCCAGAACGGGGCGUCGUGCACCAACACGGGCCGGGGGAGCUACACCUGCGCCUGCAGGCCCGGAUUCAGCGGAAACAACUGCGAGCGGGAGAAGAACCCGUGCGACAGCGCCCCCUGCAGAAACGGAGGCAGCUGUAAGGACGCGGCGGACGGCUACGUGUGCGCGUGUCCUCUGGGCUUCUCCGGGCCCGACUGCGGGACCGGCGCCGACCUGACGUGCGCCGACGAGCCGUGCUUCAACCGCGGCGUGUGCGUGACGGCCGCGGGCGGCGGCGGCGGCGGCGGGUACACGUGCCGAUGCCCGCCCGGGUACGCCGGCUCCAACUGCGAGAUGAAGAACAACCGAUGCGGCGGCGAGCCCUGCGCCAACGGCGGCGAGUGCGUGGACUCGGGCGGCGUGCUGUGCCGCUGUCGUCCGGGCUUCGCGGGCCCUCGCUGCGAGACCAACGUGGACGACUGCGCCAGCAACCCCUGCCGCAACGCCGGCACUUGCGCGGACGGCGUGGCCGACUUCAAGUGCACGUGCACGCUGGGCUUCGAGGGCAAGGACUGCUCGCUGCGCGCCAGCCCCUGCGACCGCUUCCCGUGCCGCAACGGCGGCCGCUGCUUCGCCCACUUCUCCGGGCCCGUGUGCCAGUGCCCGUCCGGAUUCAUGGGGGCGCGCUGCGAGUACGCCGCAGAGCCCGAGUCGGCCGCGCCGUCCCCGCGGCCUCCCCGCGACCCCACCCCCGCGGCGCUGGCCGCCGCCUGCGUGCUGGGGACCUUCACGCUGGGCUUCCUGGCGGCCGGCGCCGUCUUCGUCCUGCGGCAGCUGCGGCGGGGCAGGGAGUUGGCGGCCAUGUCCGCGUCCGUCAAGAACGACCUGGAGGCGGUCAACAACCAAGCGGCGGCCAAGGAGAGCUUCCUCCUGCCCGGGGGGCACCUCAAAGUCUCCAAUAAGGACGCGGCGCUGAGCAGGGGCGGAGCCGACGGCGGGGCCGUCUUCAAAAACAAAAUGGCCACCGACUGCAACCUGACCAAGGAGCAACGCGACAAGUUUGACAGACCGGCGGCGGCGGCGGCGGCGGCGGCUCCUUCCUUGACUUUGCUUCAAGACGUCCGCUACCAGCCCGUCUUUGUCAUCCCCGAGCAGCUGGAGCGUCACGUCUAUGCUACUGAGGUUUGACCUCCUCUUUGGAGUUUUAGAUGACUGAAAUUUCAACUUUUUCUUUUUUUUUUUUUCUUUUCUUUAAACGUUGUUAAUCCAUUGCUGCUGUUUUUUUUUAUUUUUAAAUCCCCCCCCCCCGGAAAGAGGAAAAAGCAGCAGAGGAGAAAAGUGAAGACGGACAUCAUUUUGGCAUCAUUUGCACUUUUUUCAUCAUCUUUUCUGUCGGCCAUCAUAUUUGGAACCGCGACGGACGAGCGGCGAGGCUUUCGUGCCGCUGUUUGCCGUCGUCGUCUUUGGAUACCAAAAAAAUGUGCGUCGUGUCUUUUUCUGUGUGUUAAUUUAAGAGCAUACAAAUGUGUGGAGAGUUUUUAUUUAAUUUGUACAUAAACGUCUUGAUAUUUUUCUAUUUAACAGACCCGACCAAGAAAUAUAUUUUGCUAAAUAAAAGUCGAAAGCCACCUUUCUUUGUUUGCAUCUUUGAGUUGAACUUUUGCGCUUCCUCGCAUUCUUUCGCAGAAGUGGAAUUGUGGCUUCCCGUCCUCGCCGUUGAGCCCGUUUGCGCUCCGAGUCGCGAUAAAGCAGAAACUUCCUGACCGCUUAUCCACAUGAGACUCCAGCUUUCCUUUGCUUUUACUUUCGCUUCUCGCCCGUUUCACGCGUCGAGAGGAGGAAGCGCCCGCGCGCGCACCUGUCGUCACUUCGUCACCGCCUGCGACCUUUGACCCGCGGCCCGGCCCAAGCUUUUCCCGGCUCGUCUGCCGACAGCUGCGGAUCUGAUUUAUGAGUAUUGUUGUUCUCUCUCGUCUGUGCGUGAGAAGCCAGUUUAUAUACAGUGGAAGUCGAACACGUGUUCCA